AUGGAUGAAAUCGACGUGACGUCGAUGCCUGGAGGCAGCCGUCAAGAUGGGACGGAGAGAGAUCGGAGCCCUGUUAAUGUACGGAAGGGGUCGGAGUCUGAGGACCCCGUCGUCGACAACCAGAGGGAGUCCAGAGUGCAAUCAAUCCGAUUUCAUCGGCUCUCUGAUGAAACAGAUUCUGAUGAUACUGUUGAGAGGGAAGUUAGGACAAAUACAGCUCGGAAACGAAAUAUCAAUUUCUCGGACGAGGAAACAUGGCAUGUGAACCUGCCAAAGAUCAAUACUGCACGCAGAGGCGGGAAAUGGGGCAAGGCCAAAGCUCGAACAACAAGUGUCGCAAAAACCAAGUCCCUCGGGGCACAUGUGGGUAUCGCCAAAGCAAAACUGUUGCUACAAAGAAUAGACAGAGGGCUUGCUGAAAAAGAAAGCAACAAGCGUGCCACACAUGUGCAACCUUGUGAGACAGUGGAACAGGAACGACCGGAGGACCAGAUAAUGUCAGAUGGGGAUGGAGUAGAAAUCGUGGACCCAGAGGGACGAUUAUCCCCAUCUGCUGACGGUGAUGUGGCGGACGUUGCCCGAAAGGCAGCGAAACGGGUGCUGCAACACGUCAAGAAAUGUAUGAACAUCAAAGGAACGAUCCGCGGACAAAUUAACGAGGCUUGCCAGCAAAUCGUAAAGGCGAUGAACACACUGGACUCGCGUGAGGCUAACGAGGAGCUGAAUAUCCUCCGAGCAUCCAACAAAUCGCUGAAGGAGCAGUUAGCCCACGCGACCAGCGAGGUAAAGGCGUUAAGAAGGGCCUUCUCCGAGCGGAAUAAGAAGGAGGCCCCGUCAGGCGACCUCAGCCUGAAAACCCCUAAGGCUGGCAACAGCAUGCUGGCAACCGUCACGCAGGCUUUGUCGGAAUUCAAAGAGGAACUGUCCGCGAGUCUCCAUCGCUCGAUAGGGAAUAUGGUGAAUGCGCGCAUUGACGACCUAACGAGCAGACUCCCCCCGGCGCCGAUUGCCCGGCCGCCAUUAGCGUCGGACCGAAGAAGUGCAGAUGCGGCAAAUGCUGCAGUCUCGUAUUCCCCUAGGGACCUAGUCACUGAUUUGCCGGAUGAUCCCUGGACCCCGCUGCCAGCCCCAGAGCCUGCUUCUAGAAUCACGAAGCCCAGGAAAGUGGCAGAGGAACAGGCAGGGUCGACACUGAUGCCCCCUGCAAGGGCUGCACCGGCCCCUAAAUCAGGGCGUAAGAAGAAAAAAGGGGCUACCAAGCAGGUACCCCUAGAGACUUCUCCUCCUGCGGGAAAUACUAUUCCCACCCCGGCUCCCCGAGCAAAGAGGGUCCCCCAAGUGGCUACGCAACCACCACCGACUGCCUCUAAUGAGAAAUGGACGGAAGUCCUCGGCAGGAAGGCAAAGAAAAAAGCCGUGCAGUCUACGGCAGCAGCAGCAGCUAAACCAGCUGCUAAACCGAAGCCGAAGCCGAAGCCGCGGAAAUUGGUGGCCCCAUCGUCUGCGGCCAUAGUAUUGUCGUUAAAACCAGACUCGGAGGCCACCUAUGCCUCGCUCCUGUCCAAGGCAACGACGUCUUUUAGCCUCGCUGAAGUGGGAAUAGACCACGUCAAUGUCCGUAAAACUGCUGACGGAGCGCGCAUUUUAGAGGUUUCCGGUACGGACAACGGAAGAGCAGCGGACUUAAUCUGCGAAAAACUGGAGGGACUGAUCGGCAAUGAUGCGAGAGUGUACCGACCAAUUAAAAUGGCCGGACUUAGAAUCUCAGGCAUCAUUGAGUCUGAAACAACCGAGUCCGUUACAGCGGCAGUGGCAACUAAGGGUGGCUGCAAAAUUGAAGAGGUCAAGACGAACCUCAACCACUGCGCCCGCGCCCAAGAUCUGCUGAUGCAGGUAAUAGCAGAGUGGGGCGUAGGCGUGGCCGUCGCAGCGGAACCAUAUUUUGUUCUUCCUCAGCCUAACUGGGUAGGAGCAAGUGACGGGACAGUGGCACUAGUGGUACCAGCCGUUGGCAAUUUUCCGCCCCUGACUGCAGUUCAUAAAGGCCCUGGUGUCGCAGCAGCCAAAUGGGGCAACGGCAUCCUCAUCGGAACUUACUUCUCCCCUAAUAGGCCACUGUCGGAUUUCGAGAUAUAUCUUGACGAUCUCGAAAGACUGAUAAGGAGACUCGCCCCAACUCCGGUACUCUUAAUGGGGGACCUCAAUGCCAAGAGCGCAGCCUGGGGUUCUGCAGUCACCGAUGCGAGGGGCCAAACACUUAGGGACUGGGUGGCGGCAUUAGGUCUGGUGGUUCUGAAUCGGGGACGCGCCAAUACAUGUGUGCGCCAACAGGGAGGAUCUAUUGUCGAUGUUACUUUCGCAACCCCUGUUAUCGCCCACCGGAUCGAUAAUUGGCGUGUCUUGGAGGACGUGGAGACUCUCUCUGACCAUGUUUACAUUAGGAUGACUGUCUCUCCAUCUCCAGCGGUCACAACACAGGCUCUGCUACAAGCAGCGGGUGGGCUUCGCCCCUAUUGCUUCCCUAGGUGGUCUUUGUCCAGCCUAGAUAGGGACAUGAUCGAGGAGGCUGCGAUAAUCGAGGCUUGGUGCGCCCCUCCACCAGACAACAUAGGGACUGAACAAAAAGCAGCCCGCUUCCGUAAGUCUCUCACCACAGUGUGUGAUGCCGGUAUGUCGAGGUCGAGGAAGUUACCUGGGAGGAAGCAGGUUUACUGGUGGUCGGAAGAAAUUGCCGCUCUCCGAGUGAUUGCUAAUGCUGCUCGCCGCAGAUAUGUCAGAUGCAGGCGCAGGCAUCACACGGCGAAUGAAGAGGAGACACUCCAUGAAGCCCUAGUAGCUGCAAAGACGGCUCUUAGAGUAGCCAUAUCCAAGCGCAAGGACGAGGCUCGAGAGGAAUUCCUAAGUACUUUGGAUCGAGACCCAUGGGGGCGGCCAUACAAGCUGGUCAGGAACAAACUAAAAUGUGCUCCCCGAUGGACUCUCUGGAACCGGAUCUACUAA
This is a messenger RNA of Leguminivora glycinivorella, 3000 nucleotides long. RefSeq lists its product as uncharacterized. The transcript is spliced from 2 exons. The record is from RefSeq and is a predicted model, not a curated record. Bases 1 to 3000 code for a protein of 999 amino acids. NCBI's taxonomy places the organism in Eukaryota, Metazoa, Arthropoda, Insecta, Lepidoptera, Tortricidae. Gene Ontology annotation, molecular function: catalytic activity.